Molecule: messenger RNA, 1915 nt
Organism: Paramecium sonneborni
Lineage: Eukaryota; Ciliophora; Oligohymenophorea; Peniculida; Parameciidae
Source: the annotation of a GenBank genome assembly
AUUUAAUGCCACCAAAAACUAAACGAAAUGAGUUUGAUUCUAAUGAGCUCAAAGUAAUUUCUAAUAAAUAAAUUAAUAGGAAGAAGGAAACAAAGCUUUUUUGAAUAAUGAAUAAGAUUAAACAUUAGCUAUAUAAACAAAAGGGAUUUGUAAGUAUAACCUUUAAUAGUUAAUAGAGAUGGAAGAAAAUCCAAUUUACUAUAAUAAUCGUUCUUAAGCAUAUUUUUAUAUGGAUGAUUUAGAGUUAGCACUUUAAGAUUGUAAUAGAGCUUUAUAUUUAAAUCCAAAUUAUAUUAAAGCCUUAAUAAAUAAAGCCUAGAUUCUUUAUGAAAUGGGUUAUAUUUAAGUAUCUAUAUAUGAUCUUAAUUAGGAUGCUAUUUAAUGUUUGUAAUAGACAGAUAAUUAAAGUACAGAAAUUGAGAAAUAAUUGAAUUAUUAUAAAUCAUUAGCUCUCUAAGUAAUAGUGAUUUUAAAAUAAGUCUUAAAUUGAUUCAGGUGAGUUAGAUAGAUAAAAAAGACUUUUAGAAUGGCUUAAGAGUGGAUAAGCACAUUUCCCUAAAAUUAAGAUUGAAUGUUAUGCUGAAGAUUAUAGAGGUGUCAAUGCAAGAAAACCUAUAAAUUCAAAAGAAGUCAUCCUUUUCGUUCCUAAAUCUCAUAUGAUAACUUUAGAAAUGGCUAAAGAAACACCUGUAGCUAAAAAAAUAAUUCAAUAUAGACUUGACUUACUAUCUCCAAAACACUCUUUUCUUUCAACUUUUUUAUUGUAAGAAAAAAGUAAACAAGAUUCGUUUUGGAAACCUUACUUAGAUGUACUUCCAAAAUAAUAUUCUUCUUUUCCAAUCUUUUUUAAUGAUAAUGAUUUACAAUGGUUAAAAGGCUCUCCUUUUUUAAGUACUAUAUAUUUUAAAUAUUUUAGAAUAAGUUAAAGAUAAAAUUAUAGAUUUAAAAAAAGAUUAUUCUGAUAUUUGUUAAAUAGCUCCUGAAUUCCUUUAAUAUUCAUUUGAUGAAUUUUGUUGGGCUAGAAUGACUGCAAGCAGUAGAAUUUUUGGAAUUAAUAUAAAAGGAGUUAAAACUGAUGCUUUUGUUCCACUUGCAGAUAUGCUUAAUCAUAAACGUCCUAAAUUAACAUCUUGGUGUUAUUCUGAUGAAAAAUAAGGAUUUAUUAUUGAAACUGAUGAAAAUAUUGAAAAAGGUUAAAUGAUUUUUGAUAGUUAUGGGAGUAAAUGUAAUUCAAGAUUCUUACUAAAUUAUGGUUUCGUUGUUGAAGAUAAUAAUGCUAAUGAAGUGAAUGUGUAAGUUGAUCCAGAUGGACCUUUUACACUCAUUUCAUUUAAAGAAGCUUUAAUUAAAGAAACCUUGUAAUUACCAAAAUCCUUUCGAUUAGUUAUUGAUCCAGAAGGUAUUCUAUCUUUUUUAUUUAUAGAUGUAAAUAUUUUGGAUUUCAUGAGUUAUAUUAGAUUCCUCUUAAUUAAAGAUGAAAAUGAAUUACUCAAUCUACUUGGAAAAAACUCUUAUUUUAAACCUACCAAAAUUUCCUUUGUUGGAAUUUAAAAUGAAUUAGAUAUGUGGAAUCUUAUUGAAAAUAUUUGUGUUCAUGCAUUAAAUAAAUAUCCAACUACUUUAGAAGUAUAUAUUAUUAUUUAUUUUAAGUAAGAUAAUGAAAUACUCAAAAUUUGUGAAUUAACAAUUAAUCAAAGAAAUUGCCUAAUUUUGAGAAUAGGAGAAAAAAAAAUACUUUCUUUCUAUUUAUAAUUCAGCAAAAAAAUGAGUUAGCUAUUCGCUAAUUUUGAUUUUGUUGUAUUUUAUUUUAUAUAUUAUUUUAUAGGAGUUAAAAAAAUUCCAAUAAACAUAGGAAAACUACCAUUACUUAAAUUAUGUAAACAGGAUUAUCAAUUAUCUAAAAAUUAAAAACUGA